GACAGGGGGAAGAAAGAGAAGACGGAGCUCCAGCCCCGCCGCUACACCAUUCAAGCUGUCUUUAUAGCUAUAUGUUUUUUUUAUAUAAUAGGGCUCGUGGUUCGAAAUCGACAUAGCCAGUGAACGCCAGGCCCUAGUUUGUCGGCGCUCUUUCUCCCCCCCCUUCGCCCCUGCACACUCACAGAAAAGAAAAUGAGCGGCAGCGGGCGGCCCAGGACCAGCUCGUUUGCCGAGCCGCCGGGGGCUCCGGGAGCCGCCGCAGCCGCCGCCGGAAGCGCCGUCGCGGGUGGGAGCGUUGCAGGAAAGUCCGGGGCUGCUCAGGCCUCCGGCGCUACUUCGACUGGCUUUGGAAACUUGAAGCUCAGCAGGGACAGCGGGAAGGUGACCACAGUGGUAGCCACACCUGGACAAGGUCCAGAUCGCCCACAGGAAGUGUCCUACACGGACAUUAAAGUGAUUGGUAAUGGCUCGUUCGGGGUGGUGUAUCAGGCCCGACUCAGCGACAGCCAGGAGAUGGUGGCCAUCAAGAAGGUGCUGCAGGACAAGCGGUUUAAGAAUCGAGAAUUACAGAUUAUGCGAAAGCUGGACCACUGCAACAUUGUUAGGCUACGCUACUUCUUCUAUUCCAGCGGAGAAAAGAAAGAUGAAGUGUAUUUGAAUCUGGUGCUGGAUUAUGUACCAGAGACUGUGUACAGAGUUGCACGCCACUUCAACAAGGCCAAGACCACCAUACCUAUCAUCUACGUCAAAGUGUAUAUGUAUCAGUUAUUCCGCAGUUUGGCAUAUAUCCAUUCCCAAGGCGUCUGCCACAGAGACAUCAAACCACAAAACCUGCUAGUGGACCCUGAAACCGCCGUUCUCAAGCUGUGUGAUUUUGGAAGUGCAAAGCAGUUAGUUCGUGGCGAGCCCAACGUUUCGUACAUCUGCUCACGGUAUUACCGUGCCCCAGAGCUUAUCUUCGGAGCUACAGAUUACACCUCAAACAUCGAUAUCUGGUCAGCCGGCUGUGUAUUGGCUGAGUUGCUGCUGGGCCAGCCCAUUUUCCCCGGUGACAGCGGAGUUGACCAGCUAGUUGAAAUCAUUAAGGUUUUGGGCACGCCGACAAGAGAACAGAUCCGGGAAAUGAAUCCCAACUACACAGAGUUUAAAUUCCCUCAGAUCAAAGCGCAUCCCUGGACUAAGGUGUUUAAACCCAGGACGCCCCCGGAGGCCAUUUCUCUGUGUUCCCGUCUGCUGGAAUACACACCGGUGACGCGUCUCUCUCCGUUAGAGGCCUGUGCCCACGCAUUCUUCGACGAACUGCGCCAGCCCAACGCUCGUCUGCCCAGCAGCCGAGAGCUGCCCAUGCUCUUCAACUUCAGCCCUGUGGAGCUGUCUAUUCAGCCACAGUUGAACUCCUCUCUCAUUCCUCCUCAUGCUCGCUCGCAGACGACGCCCGUUUCUCACGAAGGCAGCGUGUCGGACGGCUCAGCCCAGUCCAGCUCUGCACCAGGAGCCCUGAGCAACAGCACCUGAGCAUUACCUCUGUGUUUCUGCACCGUUCUCCCUCACCACCAUCACCACCUCCUCCUUUCCGUCAUCCUUAUCCUCAUCCCGUCACCUGUCCCUCGUUCCAUCCUUUUCAAAAGCUCCAGAACCCCGAUGUGUUUCGCACCGACUUUUUUUUUCUUUUUUUCUCUCCUCCCGAAACCUCUUUGUUAGACAUUUAGAAUCUUGCAGGAGAACGUGUUAUUCAGUCUGUUUCGUUCAUUUCAGAUGAAUUUUGCGGCCAUGUGGUUAAAAGGCAAAGAAUGGUUUGUCGAGGCAUUUCUGACCUCUAGUGGCAGGAGGGGAAAAUCUCAUUUAAGCCACCCACCUUCCUUCCACUCCACCUCCUCCUUUACUGUCUGCUCUGUCUCUGAAAAGGUCCAAACUUUUAAUUAUGUUUUAAUCUGAAAUACACCUAAUGGAGCCACACUGCUGCAGGUGUAUUCUUUUUUUUUUUUCUUCUUCUUUUAAAAGUUUGUUCUUAAAAUUGUACAAGUUUUAGCUUUUUUUUUUUUCCCCCCUUCGUCUUAUACGAGACCAUGUUCUUGACACGAUUGUGAAAGUGUUUUUAUGGAGCAGCGAGUAGACGUGGCAGUCAUGUUUCCAUACCCCAAGUUUUUAUCAGGAAAAGGACAAAGAGGUGCGUGUUUUUUUUUUUUGUUGUUGUUUUUUUUUCUCCCUCCUCCACCCCCCCCUUUCGGUAAAAGCAAACGCUUUUCCUCCAUCGCUCAGUUCAAGGGCUCAUCUAGAGCUCAUCAAGUUCCAAAAAACAGUCAGAGUUCAGACGUGCUGGUAUAGGGUCAGACUUUUUUGUCUUUCACAUCCCCGUGAAUGUUAGUGAUAGGGAUGGAGAGGGGCUGAUCCUAGAGCAGUACUGUUACUUUAUGACCCCUUAAUCGUUUCGGCAUGAUAAAAAAAAAUAUAUAUAUAUAUAUGCGUGAGGAAAAGUGUGCGUGUGUAUAUAUAUAAACAUGAGCACGCGCAAGUCCCCGACGAUAUCCUCCGCUCUUGCAAAUCAUCCUAUAGGAUUUGAGAUCAUAGAAACGAUUGUGUGUGUGCGUGUGUUUCAGUAGAGUUAGUAAAUUUAAAUAUUUAAAUGGCUGCUGAUCUGUGACGAAUCUAUAUCAUUGUAAGUAUCAUAGAGCCCCCACUCUCAUGCGCGCACACACACACACCCACACCAAUGCCUCUCCACUCCCACCUGGAGCCGUCCAUCCACCCGUCCCCUCUCCAUCCCUUACUCCUCCCUUCUCUCACUGCUGAUAUGUAAAUAUCAUGUACCUUUACCUUUUUUUUUUUUUUUUUUUUUUUUUUUUUUUUUUGUUAUUAUUGUUAUUCUGUUCUUGUAACUUGAUUUUUAUUUCUAGUGGAGUAGUGCUGGUUCAGGUAGUGGCCAGCUCUCUCUGUCUCUUUCUCCCAGUGCUCUCAUUUGUACAUAGCAUUUCAAGUUUUCCUCUCACCCCUGCUAAAAGGAGGGUCGAGAAGGGGAUGGAACAAAACUGAGUCUCUUACUCCUUCCCCUCCAUCACUCUCUCACACUUUCUCUCUUUCUCUCUCUCUCUUCCGCAGUCCUUCAUGUGCUCACUUCCUCAUAAAUGUUAUUUCGAAUAUUUUAUUUAUUGUACUGCAGACAGUGUUUUUUUUUUUGUUUGUUUUUGUUUUUGUUUUUUUGUUUUAUGAUCUGAUGGGGUAGAGACUUGUGUAUGUGUGACCUGUCCUUAGAAUCAACAUUCAUAUCCUAAACUUGAUAUUAUCUUGGAAUGUGUUCAAGAAUAUUGAACGUAACGUGCGUGUCCCGUCGCGCCGCAUGUUCCCGAAGGUGCAGGCACACAGGCGUACGAAAGCACGCACGCGCGAAAGAGAGAGAUUAAUGCCGGACCGCUUAGCCCAUCUGGGACUCAGGGACUGGGCUAAGUGAGGGAGAGGGAGAGAGAGAAACUGUGUUUUUGUUUGUUGGUUUAAAUAAGCUCGUUAAUAAAGUGAUGAAAAGUGUCUCUGCCAGUGA
Molecule: messenger RNA, 3532 nt
Organism: Silurus meridionalis
Lineage: Eukaryota; Metazoa; Chordata; Actinopteri; Siluriformes; Siluridae
Gene: gsk3ab
Product: glycogen synthase kinase 3 alpha b
Exons: 10
Coding region: 193-1515 (440 amino acids)
Biological process (GO): extrinsic apoptotic signaling pathway in absence of ligand; negative regulation of TOR signaling; regulation of neuron projection development
Cellular component (GO): nucleus; cytoplasm; axon
Molecular function (GO): ATP binding; protein serine/threonine kinase activity
Source: RefSeq, a predicted model, not a curated record